This is a messenger RNA of Lineus longissimus, 3522 nucleotides long. RefSeq lists its product as uncharacterized. Lineage: Eukaryota; Metazoa; Nemertea; Pilidiophora; Heteronemertea; Lineidae. The record is from RefSeq and is a predicted model, not a curated record. The transcript is spliced from 3 exons. The coding region runs from base 272 to 2329 and encodes 685 amino acids.
UAAAAUUUAUCUACAUGCGCGUAUGCGCGCGCGUACAUGCGUUAAUCAUUUUGUACGGCAUUAAUUUAUAGACUGCGACACAAACAUAAAAAUGCACUCAGGAUACAAAACUUCCUGGAUGACCCCAUUUUUCGUAAUACAUGUAGUGCGGGUCAGUAGGAGGGAUGUAGGCAUACUUGCAGGUCAUUCUUUGAGAGCACUCCGCAAAAUAACACACGGAAUAUCUAUCCAGGGAAAUACUGUCAGAUUGACGCAGGAGUAACUCAAACGUAUGGCGGAUCAAGAUAAAGAUAUCGCCCAAUGCCUUAUAGACCAAGAGGCCGUGGGUGAUCCGGAGAUGCAUGGCGGUGAACAGAAUCGCGCGGCCAAGGAGGACAAUAACACCGACCAGGAACAACAACAACAUGACGAGGAAAUCCCUGCAGGUGGCCAACCAGUAAAUGGUGAAUCUGAAAAGCCACCCCAAGUGGAAUGGUUCCCACAAAAUGUGUCCCCACUUUUAGAAAGUGAGUACGUCGACCUAGAGAAGAAGCAUAUGGCUGGUGUCAAAUUUUCUCCAUCCGAAGAGAAAUACCUCUCACAGUACCUGCUGUACAUGGACAGGAAGAAAAGGGUGAGAAACGAUGACCGAUGUAGUGUUGCAGAAACUGUGAUCAAGUGCAUUGAUAUGAUUAAACAGGGAUUACAGCAUACCCAGUUUAGCGAGGGUGAAAUUGUUGAAUGUGGAAGCUUCUACGAGAACACGAAGGUCGGAGAUCCCCACGAAUUCGACUUUCAGUAUAUAAUGCCAUUGAACAACUAUGAUGCGCAGGUUGCACAAAUGAGCAAGAUUAAAGCUAAGCAGAGUAACUUGGAAUCAAAGACGUUCUUCAAACUUUACGAAACCGAAAGUGGUAAGCAUGAGGAAAUCCUCGCAAAAGAUCAACAUGAUGCCUUUAAAUCCUCCAUUGAUGAAAUCUUGAAGGAUCUAUUCAGAACAGACAAAUCGAUUAUGACAAAGAAAGCUGGCCCAGCAGUCAAAUUCGUCCUGAAGAUUCCGUAUGAGAAUCAGAGGAAUGGGACCAAGCCACAAACACAUCGGAAUGUUAAGGUCGACCUGACUAUGGCUUACAAUGUUAGCCCAAAGUCUUCGUUCUUCCACGAAGUUAAAUUGCGCUCCUAUGCGCAGUUUCUCCGUGACCAGGAUCAGCUUCAGUGCCAGUUCAUCCCGGCUCAUGACUUCUGGAAGCUGUCGUUCACCAAGAAUGAGAAGGAACUGAUGAAUAAGGUGUCGGCUGUCAACUAUAAAGGUGUAUGCUACAGGGCGAUCAAGAUUUUGAGAGAUGCCGUAGACGUUCAGGAUACGCUUGGUGACGGUAUCCUUGCCUCCUACCCGAUCAAAGUUACCCAUAUGAAGGAGACGCUGCACACGUACAUCCAAGGAACCGAUGCCAAUGAAUGGACAAAAGAAAAGGUCGGAAAGAACGUGAUCAAGAUAGCCAAGGCGGUAGACUAUGACGGCCAGAACCACAAGAUGCAUGGUAUCUUCGUUCGCGAUGACAACAUCAUGGGCGAGUCGGAUAAAUCUUACUUGGAGAGUCGCCGCAUCGUUGAUGAAUUGAAAAGCAUCUCCACUAGUCAUAAGCAUUACGCUCUGGUAAACUGCGUCAUCUGGUUGGUGUUGAUGCUCGCUUCAACAGGGUUACUGGCAGCUGAGGCAGUCGCAUGGGCGCAGACAGAUUGGUCGGAUCUAGAACGGAACUGCUUCAAUCAGACAGAUGGCGAUCCGCCAUUCCCGAUGGACCUUCCAUUUCUGUUCGUAUUCUCCGUCCUAGCGUGGAUCACCGCCCUGGCCAACAUGGCCGGACUCUUCCUCGUCACCAUAGUCACGCACAAAUGGAGGAAGGACAUCUUCAAAGUGCUUCCAAAUCUCCGGUAUGUCUAUUUGCUGACGGGGAUCGCCUCUUUGAUUAUCGCCAUCUUCGACAUCUUCUUGGUUAUUGAUUACUUUCGGGACGAUACGUGUACACGUCUCGGGAAUAGCACCGCUCUCCAAAUUGUGGCUGGUGUCACCAUGUUUAUAACCCUCGUCCCCUAUAUCCUACUGAUCAUCUCCUGUAUCAGUAGUACUGCCUACUACAGAGGAAUGAAAAAGAAUUCCUGUUCCGGAUAUGACGUCUUGUUCUUCGAGUUCCCGUUCUGCCGCGAGAGAAUUGAGAAGUUGGAGGACGAAAAAGAAAUAGCGGGCCUAAAUGCGGAGGAGCAGAGACAAAUGGAGUCUUUGGUCAGAAGAUCAUACCGUUUUGAACCUGUGGAUACGUUUGGCGCAUCAAGUACUGAAUUAGAGUAAUAUAAUCCUAUUAGACUUUGAGCAUUACUAUUCGUCUGCCACAAUAUCUUUAUGUAACAAGUGGCUAACACUUGAUUUUGAUUCGCUACUAGGAAUACUUCGGCCUGUUUGAAAAACGCAUGUAACCGGGGUAGAUAGAUAUAAAUGGCCACCGAGAAAAAGGCAGAAAUGGUGUCAAUGCGCAUGCGUCCUAGCUCUUUGCGGAAUCACCGCUGAUCUUAAGAACAAAGAACUCUUUAUUACCGAAAAUACACAUGCCAUAAAAGAUAUAUCAUGUUGUAAUUUUCAUAGAUAAAUAGAUAAAACCUGACAUGCUUGAACCUAACUUCUGUGAUUUAAUGUGCAUCUCGAGAUGGAGUUCUAAAUUCCCUAUAGUAUAAGCUCUAUAUUCGUUAUAUUUCUUUAGAUAUUGCCAAUAAAGCAACAUUUUAAAGUAAGAUAAAAUAGCACUAAAGGCUGAAUAAAAUCCACAUGGCCUCUUUACAACAAUGAUAGUGAGUACUUGGAGAUGUACUCGAUGUUAACAAGGAUAACUCUGAUAACUGACUGGGAGAUUUCAAAUAUGUUCUGGACUAUAAGGAGGCCGGAGUCGACGAGAUGUACAUUGCCUAUUUGUGUUACCUUAUAGUUUAAAUUGAACACUUUGCAUCCUGUAAAUUCGGUUUAUUGAAGGGCGACAUCUGUUGUCAUCAAUUGGGCGUAAAACUGCAGAAACAUUGUCUAUCGGAACCGAACUAGCAGAUGAUAUCAAAGAUAUAUAAUUUCCAUCCGUUAUAGCUCCUGGCUUGCCAGAAUAUUUCCCAAAACCAUUUAUAACGUCUUUUUGUGUCAAUGAGAUCAAAUAGUGUGUAAUAUAAACAAGGAAAUACAUGUAUGUGCUGUGACGGGGUUAAAUAGAUUUCGAUGUUUGACCGAUCCUGUGCAUUUUCGUGAGACGUUUUCAACGCUUUCCGAGAUCUAGCGUUCAUAGUGAUUUGUUAAGAACUCCGAAUAGUUAUAAUGCCCUUAAACUCAUUGUUGAAAAUUUCCACGCUACUGUAUGCCGCAGAGACAUAGGUCUCUUAUCAGACUGAGUAGAAACGUCUUGAUGCCUUCGACAGCAAAUGCCUGCGCCGCAUCCAGUCUGGUAAAACAACUCCCUGUGAGAGCUCGUGAUAUUUGGGCAGUCUAUGGCGAUGGUACGGGUAUCUAUA